Molecule: messenger RNA, 1008 nt
Organism: Racocetra fulgida
Lineage: Eukaryota; Fungi; Glomeromycota; Glomeromycetes; Diversisporales; Gigasporaceae
Source: the annotation of a GenBank genome assembly
AUGACUGAAAAACGCACAAUUCUAUUGUUAGGAAGAACUGGAAACGGAAAAUCCACAAUCGCGAAUGUAAUAAGUAAUACUAAUCAAUUUGCCGAAAGUGAGUAUGGAGUUAGUGGAACUAAAUGUGUCCAAGAGAUGAAAUCUUGGGUGAGAGAAGAAAGCAUUGAAUUUCAUAUAAUAGACACAAUCGGAAUUGGCGAUACUAAAUUUAAUGAAAAUGAAGUCUUAUUUAUGUUGGCAGAUGCAAUCAACGCUAUUAAAAAUGGCUUAAAUCAGAUAUUUUUUGUUACUAGCGGAAAGUUCACUGAAGAAGAAGCGAAAGCCUAUAACAUAAUUCAAACAAUUUUCUUUGCCGAUGAUAUUAGUAAAUAUACAACAAUUAUCCGAACUAAUUUCCCAAGUUUUCGUAGAGCCGAAAAAUGUAAAAGUGAUAGAGAGAAAAUGAUUGCUGAAAAUGAAGAAGUAGCCGAUAUAAUUCUUUCUUGUAAAAAACUUAUUCAUGUUAACAACAUGAAUGAGGAGGAAGAUCCCGAUUUAAGGUCAAGAAAAGAAUGUCGCGACAUAUUAAGAGCUCAUUUAAAGUUUAAUUGCAGUGAAAUUUAUCGUCCAAGAAAUCUUGAUGAAAUAAAUGAGAGAAUUAGUAUCUACCUGACUGACAAAGAAAGAAUUCAAAAAGAAAUGGAUGAAAUUAGCGUGCUGCUAAUACAAUCACAAGAAAGAGCCAUAAAUGUUGAAGAAGCAGCGCGCGAAAGAGAAAAAAGACUACAACAAGAAUUUGAAGAAACUCUGAAUAAUUUAUCUUGUCAACAUUUAGUGAAAGAAGAUAGUAUAACUAUCACAAUAACUGAACAAAUGAAUACUAUAAUAAAUGAUGUGGGAAAAGUACACGGCGCAACAAUCAACGAAUUAAAAGGUACGAUAGAAAAUUUAAAUAUUCAGAUGAAUUCAGAAAGAGCUCAACAUCAAAAUGCUAUGAGCGAGUUGAGAGAUUUUUACCGUAAAAUGGGG